GUUGCUGCCGUUGUAAAAGCGAUGUGUGUGGAAGACGAUCCCGAACGUCAGUGACGUCAUUUCGGUCAGUGAGCCUCGACCAAAGCGCUCUCGUGCGUCUCCAUAUUGCAACUGCUCGUCUUUUUUCUUUCAAGUAGAAGAAGCAGGCCAGCAGCUUUGUGUGUGUGUGUGUGUGUGUUGUUUUGCCUUCAAACAGACAGUGUAAUUUGAGCGAUCGUCAUCCAAUCUGACGUUUCCCCUCCGCACUGAAAUGUCAAACAAGAGGUGGCGCUGUUGGCUGGAUGAAAAUCAUAACGAUCGAGAGAGACGCCGUUCGACGGAAGAUGUGGAACAUUCAUCGUCGGACGGCGAAGAUUACGGCGCAAUGGAUUCUGUCAUGUCUGGGGGCGAAGAGACUUCCGAAGCUGGGCCAGCGGGAGCCAGCGGCUCUGGUUCACGGGGCAGUAUCCAUCAUCACCGUUCCAGGCAACAGGCAGCUGCUGAUAAGCGGCGACGAGGCAAUCUUCCUAAAGAGUCUGUCCGGUUGCUCAAGAAAUGGCUCUACGAUCAUCGCUACAAUGCCUAUCCCAGCGAUAAUGAAAAAGCUAUUCUUGCCAAAGAAGCCGGACUCACCGUGCUCCAAGUCUGUAAUUGGUUCAUUAACGCUCGGAGACGAGUCUUGCCUGAAUUGAUCCGUCGUGAAGGCAACGACCCUCAGCGCUACACCAUUUCUCGGCGAGGGAAAAAACAAGGUGGAAGUCCAACUAAGCGACCGCCGACCUCGUCGAGUUGGUCGGAGCAGGAGAAUGAAAACGAACAGGAAGUGGAAUCUCACAGCAGGGAGCAGCACGGCAGCGACGGCGUGGCUUCAGUCGGUCAGAGUAGUAGCGGCGGCGGAGCAGGUGGCGAUUGGUCACCCGAGUCACAGAGCUGUGGCGACCACGACUACUUUGAAGAUCACCCGUCCAGUGGAUUCGGAGUCGAAUUAGAGGUAGAGAACGCCGAGCUGGAAACACAUCAUCAUCAUCACCACCCGUCCCACACAGCCAGUGCCAAACGACGAUCGGGGCAGACCAUACAUCCAACGUCACCUACACCUUGUUCUUCGCCAGCCGUUGUUUGUCCUUGUGGUUGCGGUGACGAAGAAGUGGAACACCGUGAAAACUACGUAGUCAGAAAAGCUCAAACUCAAAUGGAAUCUCUCUGCGAAAUAUCGCGCUGGUUCCGUGAAGAGCAGCAACAGUCGAAUAAGAAACGAGAUGACGGCGAAGAGACGAUGGAAGAAGAGGAUGACGAGAAACAGUUUUGCACUCGAACCGAAAGUUGCGCCGAUUCGUCCACUUCAAGUUCUCGAGACACCUGGACGCCUGUCCAUGUCGAGCCGACCUACGGACCUUGCCAACGCUGUUACCCGCGCAACCUGAAAUUCGCUCCUCACAGCAGCAACCACGUCACUCCACCGCCAACGCCUCCCGACGAGAGAGACAAGUUUGAAUGUCUUUACUUGCUGGUCGAUACGGCCAUUAGCCGCAUGGAGCGAGAGCGAGGUAGGCCGUGGAAGUAGAAACAAAAGAAAGGAAAUUCUAGGAGCAGCAUUCAACAGUAGUAGUACAAAAUCAGAAGAAAACAAAUCAGAUGGAAAAGUCAAGUAACGCUCUAUUCUCCGGUUCCGAGUCUCCAUGACAUUUGUCGCGACAUCCUACAACCGAUAAGUACAACUCGAUUAAGAGAAAAAGAAAUAACACACACGCCGACAGAGAAAUAAGGAAAAGAGACGCACAUGUAAGGCCAUUUUGAAUUUUUCCCAACCGAGCGGUUCGCGUCGGAUUAAAAAAAAAGUAGUCCAAAUUCGUUUUUUUAUGUUUUAAAUCACCAUUUCCCCGUGUUACUUCUUCAUCUCUUUUUGCAUUUAGAAUUCAGUCGACAAGUUUAUUUUAAAUAGCACAAAUCGCACGCACGGCUCUUGAGGCGCAGUCUCGAGCAAGUCCUCUGGUCGCGAGAGAGGCCAUCUCCCUAAAUGUGUUUCCCCACUCCUGCAAUCGGUCCGUGUCCUUGAUUUUUUUUUUCUGUCCCGAGUUCCAGUAUCCAAGUUUUCCCCACCUAAAACACAGAAUUUUUUUGCGUCUGAGGUUCUCAGAUUGAGUUGUAGUAAAUUGCGUAAUGGUAUAUAGAGUUACUUUCAGGUCGUUAAUUCUUUUGGCUGGUUGACAGUCGAAGAAAAAUGGAUAAUAUCGUCCGAGCGUUCUUUCUACAAAAUAUGCGCAGUUACUUAGAAAUAAUUCGUGGUUUAAAACAUAAUUUAGUGCCAUUCUUUUUGUGUUACACAAGAUUUUUUUUUUCGUCCCUGUAGAAAAUUCAUAGAGAGAAAACCACACACCGAGCUGGCCCAUCAUUUUGUUGUCUUUCGAGACACAUAAUCUAUCAUUUCGUUGGAGUUAUAAUUAAAUCCUAUGUCUUGUGCGUUGGUACGAAUGUGGAUGAGGGGGGUGAUGGGAAUUAGAUUUGUGGCGACACUUUUGCUCAACUCAAAUCGAAAAAAAAAGAAAGAAAGAAAUUCAAGAAAACUAAGCGAGAGAGAGCUUUUGUAUACGUGUAGGCUCGGAGAAACCGGUAGAGCGGAUGAAGAGAGCGAAUCCGAAAAAAAAAGCCAAAUUUUUGCGCGCACUUUUUUUUUUCAUUAUUAUUAUUAUUUGUUGAAUUUACCUUGUGUGCCUUAAUCACCUAGAGAAAAAAUUAUUUGGUGUAUUCAUGUAUCUCUCUCUCUCUCUCAGCUUCUUCUUAAACGAUCCUCUACUAUCGUCUCCCGUUGAUAUGUUGCCUUUUCUCUGUCUCGCUGUUUGUAUGGCAGUUACGCCAAACUCCAGCCCCCCCCCUCCUCCCUCUCCUCGGAUAAAAACAAAAUUAAUUCUGAGUUUAGUGCGUGUUAUAUAUAACCUUUUGUGUGCGUGUGUGUGUUGCCCGCCAGCCCUCCUCUCAGCAAAAAAAUGCAUCAACUCAGAUUUAAAAAAGAGAAACAUAGUCCUGGAACUGACGCAUCCAGAGAAAAUCUGUCAAUAUAUUUUUAGUACGCGGAAAGAAACACAA
Daphnia pulex (common water flea) is the source of this 3063-nucleotide messenger RNA. Its product is annotated as iroquois-class homeodomain protein IRX-5-like. The record is from RefSeq and is a predicted model, not a curated record. The transcript is spliced from 5 exons. The coding region runs from base 251 to 1543 and encodes 430 amino acids. Gene Ontology annotation, molecular function: RNA polymerase II cis-regulatory region sequence-specific DNA binding; DNA-binding transcription factor activity, RNA polymerase II-specific. Gene Ontology annotation, biological process: regulation of transcription by RNA polymerase II. Lineage: Eukaryota; Metazoa; Arthropoda; Branchiopoda; Diplostraca; Daphniidae.